CAUCCACCAAUCUAAUUCAUUACCUUCAAAUAAAAAAUAAAUCGGAAGUCGUCGUCGUUGUGUUAAGUAAUUGAAAAGUCGGUGUUUGUCUCUCUUUCCAUCCGCACCAGCUUCUCUUUUCGGGUUUCAGAGUACGCUGAUGAUAAAAUGUCUCCACCAGCGACGCGUGGUAAAAAUAAAAGGAAUAGACAGGGCGACAAUGUUAAUAUCACCUCUGAAAUAUUAAGGAAAAUUCAUGCAAGUGGUCGAGUAACUGAUGGUGAUGUAAAUCAGCUGUACAUGAUAUGGAAGCCAGUUUGUCAAGGCUGUCGUGUGAAUACCAAGGACAACCCCAACUGCUUUUGUGGUUUGAUUCCACCACCCAGUGGAAGUCGUAAAUCUGGCUUAUGGCAGAAAAUGCCUGAUAUUCUUCAAGCACUUGGAUCAGACCCAGUCAAAGAUCUUCGUAAUACGGAUGAAACUCCUGCUGGUCUAACAAAUCUGGGAGCAACAUGCUAUGCCAACAGUGUACUCCAGUGUCUGUACAUGAAUGCCUCAUUCCGAGAAAUUGUUUUCUCUGUUGAACCAGAUUUGUUAAAUGAACAGCCUGUGCUAAAUCAGUUUGCCCGGCUUUUUGCACAGUUGCGUGCUAGUAAAAUGGCUGUUAUUGAUCCAGCUCCAUUUAUAAUGACCUUGGAGUUAGAUAAUGCAGUUCAGCAGGAUGGCCAUGAGUUCCUGACCUUGCUUCUUUCACUGCUUGAACGCUGUCUGAACCACUCUAAAAUUUCUAAGGUGAAAACAGUUGUUCAAGAUCUUUUUCGAGGAAGUGUGUCUCAAGUAACAACGUGCUCAAAUUGUGGAAGAGAUUCUGAUGCAUCUUCCAAAACCGAAGACUUCUACGAGCUGGAGUUGAAUGUCAAAGGCUUGAAAAGCUUAGAUGAGAGUUUGGAUCAGUACCUUAGUGUGGAACAGCUUCAUGGAGAGAAUCAAUACAAUUGUGAAUUGUGUAAAAGCACCGUAGAUGCCACUCACCGCAUCAGGCUACGAACACUUCCUGAUGUUCUUAAUUUUCAGCUUAAGCGUUAUGAGUUCCUUCCGAAGACUACUACAAGGAAGAAAAUCACAUCUGCAUUUGGUUUCCCUGGAGAAUUGGACAUGGGGCUGAGACUGUCCGAACCUUCUCAGCUGGAAUGGAUAUAUGACCUGUCAGCUGUGUUGAUUCACAAGGGAACUGCUGUAAAUAGUGGCCAUUACAUUGCUCAUAUCAAGGAUGAGAAUACAGGGCAGUGGUGGGUUUUUGAUGACGAGCAUGUCUCAAAUCUAGGUCAUCGUCCAUUUGGAGAAGGCUCUUCAAGUUCUACUGCUAAAGUUGUUCAUAACAACACUGUUUUGCCAUCUUGUGCUGGAGCAACACCCGCUGAUACCAGCAGAAGUAGUGUAGAUGCUGUUCUGCCAGAGUCUUUAGAAUCUAAUGUUGGUAGUCAUAAAGAGAGUUUUUCAUCUAUUGAUGCUUACAGACUGAUGUAUAAUCUUAAGCGCACUAGAAAGAAUGAUGAUAAAAGAAAUCAUAUUGCAAACAUUAUUCAAUUAGAAGGUCACAAGGGUUUACACAAUGGCUUUCAUCUUCCACCUCACCUCUCUGAGGAUAUAAAGGAUGUGAAUGCAGUAUAUAUUGCUGUUUGUGAAGAGUACAAAUUGAAGAAGGAAAGAGAGGUGCAUCACGUAGCAGAACGGAGGCAAGAAGUGCGAUCAAUUCUUUCAGAAGCUCCUGUCCGGUCGCUUGAAGAACCGUUUUAUUGGGUUUCUACAGCCUGGCUUCGCCAGUGGGCGGACAACGUCAUUCCAGGUGCUAUAGACAACAAACCUAUCCAAUGCUCACAUGGAGAAGUCCCAGUGUCUAAAGUUGGGUCCAUGAAGCGGCUGUCUGUCAAGACUUGGGGAAUCUUGUUCUCUAAGUAUGAUGGAGGGCCAGCACUGAGCAACAGCAACUGCUGCAUGACUUGCCUUAUUGAUAGUGCUCAAUCUGCGGUCUCUGCUGAUAGCUAUAGGGAUCAGAGAACAUUAAUGAGAGAUCUUGCAAACGAUGUAAUUACUAAGAAAUGUUCAGAUGGAACAUAUUUUGUGUCUAAGACAUGGCUGCAACAGUGGGUGAGAAGAAAAAAUAUUGAUGCUCCUAGUGAAGCUGAUGCAGGACCAACAGCUUCAAUUAGGUGUCGACAUGGGCAACUGAGGCCUAAGCAAACUGGUGCCAAGCGAUUGCUGGUUCCUGAGAAACUUUGGCUCUUUUUGUAUAAGGAUGCGGUUGCUGCAAAACCUGAUGAUCCGUUGGGAUGCACAACUUUUCCUUCAGAUUCUGAACUGUGUCCUGAAUGCAGCGAUGAACUUUCUGAAGUUGCCUGCUUCGAGGAUUCUAUAAGGGAGAUGAAGCUCAAACAUCGCCAAAAUCAUGAAAGGUUGGCUACUGGAAAGAGUAUUCCCCUGUCUUUGAACUGCGCAUAUUACCUGAUGCCUUCUUCAUGGCUCACAAAAUGGAGAAACUACACGAGUGCAAGUGGCAAGAAUACUUCAUCAGUGGAACCUGAAGUUCUUGAUCCUGUUAUUGAUGCACUGAAAUGUGAACAGCAUUCCCGACUCCUAGAAAGGCCUCCUUACCUGAUGAACAAACGUGGCAUGCUUAUACAGAAGAGUUCUUCUACAGAUGCUUUAACAAUCAUUACAGAGAAUGACUGGAACAGUUUCUGUGAAGAGUGGGGCGGCAACAAGGAGAAAGGCAUAAUGGCAAUAAUUGAGUCCAGCGAUGUCGCAGAAAUUAAUUUGGGUGCAUGCGGAGAAGACGUGUCACUAUGUAAAGACCAUCCAAGUUCUCAAGAUGAAGCAAGUAAUGGCCCUGAGAUCAGACAGCCUGUAAUUAGGACCUCUCCAGAGAUUUGUGAGGAUUGCAUUGGUGAACGAAAAAGUCAUGAGUUGGCAAAGAAGCUGAAUUACUUCAAUGAGGACAUAAGUGUAUCUCUUGUGCGUGGUAAGGAAGCUCCAAGAUCGAUUUUAGAAGCUUCUUCAGCCACUUCUGAGACAGAUCGGCGGGCCUCAAAGCGAUCUCGAAAGACCAGCUAUGGGACUUCAGUAAAUCUAAAAGUUUCUGGUUCCACAUCAUUAUACCGGUUAAAAAUGAUGAUAUGGGAAUCGCUUGGGGUGGUUAAGGAGAACCAGAUACUUCACAAAGGUUCGGUGAUUAUUGAUCAGGAAAGUGCUACGCUUGCAGACUUGAGUAUAUUUCCUGGUGACAAGCUAUGGGUGCAAGAUUCUGAAAUCCACGAGCAUAGAGAUAUUGCUGAUGAGAUUGCUGACCAGAAAGCAAUUGCACAAGAUCCCGAGAAAGGGUUUCGGGGAACACUUUUGACUACAACUACUGCAUCCCCAGUUGUUUAAGAUGCAUGCUUUGAUAGUUGUCUCCACGACACGUUAAAUUCUUUAGGAUCAAUAUUCUGGAAGGAAGACCUGAAUGUUUGACUUGCAUAGUGGAGAACUGGUGGCUGGCCUUGGUUGAUUUUGGCUCCCAGCAUUUUGACGUUGAAGGACUGGUUCAAUACAUAAUUUUAGAACUCUCCAAGCGCUUUGUAACAUUUAUACCAAGAGAUGAACUGGCCCUUUUUGGUACCGUUGGCUGAUGUCUGUGAAGGAAAUGAACAUAGUGAAUUUUUUAUCAUUUCCCUCUUGCAGACUGGCUGAACUUGGUGGAUUUUGGCAAUUGUAGAUCCAACGAAACAUGCUGUAUCUUUUUGUAGUUAGAGAUGAAUUAAACAACACAGCACCGUUGGCUGACACUUGGAAAGUAGAUGUAACUUUUGUUUUA
Molecule: messenger RNA, 3829 nt
Organism: Populus nigra (black poplar)
Lineage: Eukaryota; Viridiplantae; Streptophyta; Magnoliopsida; Malpighiales; Salicaceae
Product: ubiquitin carboxyl-terminal hydrolase 26-like
Exons: 15
Coding region: 148-3405 (1085 amino acids)
Biological process (GO): protein deubiquitination
Cellular component (GO): nucleus; cytosol
Molecular function (GO): cysteine-type deubiquitinase activity; cysteine-type endopeptidase activity
Source: RefSeq, a predicted model, not a curated record